This is a messenger RNA of Plasmodium relictum, 900 nucleotides long. It is a transcript of the gene LRR10, whose product is annotated as leucine-rich repeat protein, putative. NCBI's taxonomy places the organism in Eukaryota, Apicomplexa, Aconoidasida, Haemosporida, Plasmodiidae. The transcript has a single exon. The record is from RefSeq and is a predicted model, not a curated record. The coding region runs from base 1 to 900 and encodes 299 amino acids. Gene Ontology annotation, molecular function: protein binding.
AUGAAAACGUUAAGUAAAAAUAGUAUUAAUGAAAAUAUUAUAAAGUUUAGUAAUGAAAGAAAUUAUAACAAUGAAAAUGUGAAACUAUUAAAUAAUGAGAAUAAAAAUGAGUUGAGUAAUAAUGAUAAUAAUAAUAAUAGUAAUGAUAAUUAUGAUAAAAUAAACAAUUUUUUAUUUCAUGUAAAAAAUGGACUAACACAAUUAGAAAAAACAUUAAGCGGUGAAGGAUAUGCUUUCAGUAAUUUAAUUUGUAAAAAUAAAAAUAUAGAUAAUAUACCAAAAGAAAUUGAAAAAUAUAAGCAUUUGAAAUAUAUAAAUAUGUCAAAUAAUAAAAUUAGUGAUAUAAAAAAUUUAUGUCUAUUACCUAAUAUAAUUUUUCUAGAUAUAUCUUUUAAUUUAAUUGAAAAUUUAAAAGGUUUUAAAAAAAAAUGCUUAGAAAAUUGUAUAUAUAUCAAUAUUUCUCAUAAUCUAAUAAAAAAUAUAGAAAAAGUAAAUUUGAAAAGCAUAAUCGAAUUUGAUUUAUCGUAUAAUAAUAUAAACAAUUUGAAUAUUUAUUUUUCCAAUACAAUAAAAAAGUUAAAUCUUUCAAAUAAUUGUAUUAAAAAUUUAAAUUUUAAAAACAAAUUAACUAAUUUAGAACUUUUAGACUUAUCAUCUAAUCCUCUUGAAAAUUUAGAUUUUUAUGAAAUCACACCAAAUUUAAAUUUUUUAAAAAUAAAUAAUAUUUCUACAUUACCAAAAGAUCAAUUAAAAAGUUUAAAUAAUUUUAAAUUUUUAGAAUAUUUAGAUAUGGAUAAUUAUUUUUAUUUUAAAGAUAUAUCCUACAAAGAAAUCAAAAAAAUUAUUCUAUCUAAUACAAAAGAUAUUAAUUUAUUAAAGUUUAAUGGGAAAAGAAUAUAG